GAACGACCGAAUUCGCAUGGCGCGUAGUUUUUAGAACUAACAUGACGUUUUCUGUUGGAAAAAAAUAAUUUGAUUGUCAGUUCAGUGAAAUUUUUUGUUCGGUCUUUUUGCGAAUUUAGCACUCUUGAAGUCGGAAGGAAUUGAAGAUUCGAAAAUGAGCAGUCAUCCUACAAGUGUUGUUAAGGCAGUGCCUAAUGCAGAUGCCGAUGUUGAAGACGACGACGAUUUCUUUUCUGCGGGAAUUAUGUCAGCGAUAAUGCGUCGCCAAGUUCUGCAUCAUAUGGUUAAAAAUCUGCCGAAACCGGUUCAGGGCAGAAUAUCAGCGCUCAAAAAUGUCCAAUUGGAACAAAUGCAUUUAGAGGCCAAAUUCUACGAGGAGGUCUAUAAUUUAGAGGUGAAAUAUCAAUCACUUUACGAACCGCUAAACAACAAACGCAAGUCAAUCGUUAACGGUGAAUACGAACCGACUGCCGAGGAACAAGAAUGGAAGCUGCAAGACAGUGAAGAGAGUGAAGAUGACAUUGCUGAUAAAAUGGAAGGUAUAUCGAUCGCCAAGCCAAAUUAUCCAGAUGAUGUCAAAGGAAUUCCCGAUUUUUGGCUAACCAUUUUCCGUGCAACGGAAUUGAUUGCGGGAAUGAUUCAAAAGCCGGAUGAAGAUCUGCUGAAGAAAUUGACCGACAUAACCAUUUCGUAUUCAAAUGAUCCAAUGUCAUACAUUUUGGAAUUUCAUUUCGCACCAAACGAAUAUUUUACGGACGCCGUGCUAACCAAGCAAUAUUUUCUGAAAGUAAAAGUGGAGGAGGAACAUCCAUUCACAUUCGAAGGACCUGAGAUUUACAAAUGCCUGGGGUGCGUCAUCAAUUGGAACAAAGGAAAGAAUCUCACAGUGAAGACCAUCAAAAAGAAGCAGAAGCAUAAGGCUAGAGGAGCAGUUCGUACCAUUACGAAACAGGUUCCUGCCGAUUCGUUCUUCAAUUUCUUCAAUCCGCCGAUCGUUGAGGAUGAAGAUAAAGUCAAUCUGGAUACUCAGAACAUCUUACAAAAUGACUACGAAAUCGGUCACUUCCUUCGUUCGAGAAUUAUUCCGAAGGCAUUGCUGUAUUACACCGGCGACAUUGUAGAUGACGAUGAUGAUGAAGAUUUUGAUGAAGAAGAAGAGGAAGAGGAGGAAGAAGGUGAGGAUGAAGAAAAUUCUGAUGAUGAUGGUCCACCUGCACCGAAGGGUUCGAAAAAGAAAGAGAAUCCGGCCGAAUGUCAACAGCAGUAAGUUUUGUGCGGAUGUACGACUUGUUGGUUCUACUGUUUCUUUAUAUGUUCACAACGUUUUUUCUUUCUUCCUUUUAUUUUUAACGAAAUUUUAAUUUUUGGUAUAUUUUCAUAAAGGCGCGAUUUCUGUUAUUAUCUCUCUUUUUUCCAACGCAUCAUCGUUUGUGUCGAUUCGGAACGUAUGUCGUUCGAUCGAAACAUUUCUUUUUUCUUUAAUUUAAAUUUGCCAAUAAAAAUUAAUGGAAAGCUGAACAUGUGUCAACACAUUCCUUGUAUUGUAUUGCAUCUGCAUCCGUUUUAUAAUCAACGAUUAAAAAUGCUUAACAAUUAUCAAUUAUGUUUACAUGACUUGGAAUAGUUUCAAUAAAUUAAUUAAGGAAAUCGA
Bradysia coprophila is the source of this 1651-nucleotide messenger RNA. It is a transcript of the gene Nap1, whose product is annotated as Nucleosome assembly protein 1. Gene Ontology annotation, cellular component: nucleus. The record is from RefSeq and is a predicted model, not a curated record. Lineage: Eukaryota; Metazoa; Arthropoda; Insecta; Diptera; Sciaridae. Gene Ontology annotation, biological process: nucleosome assembly.